AACACUACAACUCUAUUUUAUAAUUAUGUACAGCACUGGAUUCGUGGCAUUAGUUGGUGUGUAUCUUGCACACAUGUGUGUUAUGUCACAGAUGAGCAAACACGUCGCAAACAGAAAUGCAGGGACCGCAUUAACAAGUGGCUGCUUCUCAAUAGCCUCUGCACAAUUCAAAUCGUUUUAGUCGUAAAAACAUUUUACCACAAUGUACAACAAAGUAUUUUAACAUUCAAUAAAGAUUAAUAAAGAUCAUACAUAGUGUAAUUUUCAUCAAGAAAAAAAAAAGAGAAAGAAAAGAAACAAUUAUAAAAGUAAGAACGUGGUUGAGAGGAAUUUGGGAAAUGCGACGUCGUACUGGCCCAGUUCAACAAUGGGUCGAUUCAAUUCCUUCACCCACAACGUCAACAUCAUCGCCAUCUAAAUUAACUGAAUCAUCAAAAGAUCUUAAUAAUAUUACUUCAUCAUCGCCAUUAGUACUUUGUACAUUGUCAAAGGAAAUAUUAAAUGAAACGGAAGAAUUAAAACAAACAAUUAUGACAGCGUCAACUCCAAUAGCGGUUCCUAAUUCACCUGCAACAACAAUAUCAGCACCAUCCAAUCCAAUUCCUCAUCAUCGAUUGAUACGUGAUCCUAGUCUACAAUCAGAUAGCAGUCAUUGUAGCAGUGUAGAAAGUUUUUUAGAACUAAGAAAAGCAGAUCCUGAGGCUGUAUUGUUAAAUUUAGGAUUCGGUGGUUAUCCAAGUAGUCCCCAAGAAAAUGGUCCACUUUCCAGAAUACCUAAACGAUUUCUACAACCAUCAAAAUUAAAAGGCAUUGCAAUCAAUGAUUUUGUAAAACAACAACAAGAGACAAAUGAAUCUCUCGACACUGCAUCUCUUGGAUAUAGAGGAUUAACAGGUUCACCAUAUGUAGCUCCUUCAGAAAUAGUUCAAAAAAUUAUGGAACGAUUACGAGAGCACGAAAGUCAUGAAAUUGAAACGCAUUCUGGAUUUAAUGUUGGCAAUGAACAAAAUAUACAAGAAGGAAGAUUAUCUGUUUUAUCUCCAGAUAAUAGACAAUUUUUAGAUCAGCCACGUUCUAAAAGUCCGGAUAUGCGCAAUAAACGCAUGAUUAUAGGACAAAGAUCAUUUGCCUUUGGCUGUGAUGGGGAUUUAAUAGAAAUUGAUUCAAAAUCGCCAAAAAUCAAUUUAAGCACAAAUGAUGUGAUAAAAUCAGCGACAAAUAAUUCUGACUCAAUUGAUUUAAUAGACAAUCAAAUAACUGAUAAAAUAAUUAAACCCCUAAAUAGAAGAUAUUCUCUAAAUGAUAAUUUACAUUUAAUAAGAAAUCAAGCAUCAAGUUCAAGUAGUACAAAUAAUUACGACGAUAGAAAUAUUUUCAAUAAAAAUGAAAUAAUGAACCAACAAGAAUUUACCACUAACAAGCACAAUAUAGAAUUGAAAAAUGAUAAAAAACAAAAACAAUCAAUUGUUGAUGAUAAUCAUAAUUUACCAAAUGUUUCACGACAAUUAAGUGAAGUACCAUUGGAAAUAUUAAAUAGAUCAAUGACAUUUGAAGAAAGUAGAAGAUCCAGUGGUGCGACAACAUUUUCAGAUGGCAGUUGCGAUACAGUAAUAUCAAAUCGAAAACGAAGUUUAAAAAGACAAGCGAGAAUUUAUGAUGAAUUUGAAUCUUUUGAUUCGAAUGCAACAAUUGAAAAUGAUGAUAAAUCUUUUGAUGCAAAUUCUAUUGAUAUAAAUAUAGAAAUGAAAAAUCGACCAAAUCCAUUACAAUUGGUGUCAAAUAUAAGAGAUCGUGUUUGUGAAAAAGUUUCUGAAAUGGAAGAAACUUUAAAUAUUGAUUUAGAUGAUGUUCAUGAAUCUGAUUCUAAAUUAUCCGAUGAUAAUGAUGACGAUGAUGAUGAUAGUGAUGUAAAUAAUCAUUUGUGUGAUGAGGCAACAGGUGAUAAUCAAUGUUGCUCAGAAAAUCGUCAUCUUUGUUGUCAAAAUGAUAAACUUGGACAAAUUUGUAAACAUGACGCAAAUCAUAUGGGUUGUUGUUAUCAUGAAAGUAGUGAACGAUGUUGGCGAAAAAUGGAGAAAAUAAUGCAGAAAAAUAAAAAACUUGAAAAAAUGGUUGUUAAAAGUAAACGGGGAAUUGUUGAGAUUCGCGAAAUGUUGAGUAGUGUUCUCUCAGUUAGAAUGGAACCGGGUUUUUAGAGAAAAAAAAAAUCGAAACAA
This is a messenger RNA of Leptopilina boulardi, 2216 nucleotides long. RefSeq lists its product as uncharacterized. Lineage: Eukaryota; Metazoa; Arthropoda; Insecta; Hymenoptera; Figitidae. Bases 339 to 2195 code for a protein of 618 amino acids. The record is from RefSeq and is a predicted model, not a curated record. The transcript is spliced from 5 exons. Gene Ontology annotation, molecular function: signaling receptor binding.